Molecule: messenger RNA, 4501 nt
Organism: Colletotrichum destructivum
Lineage: Eukaryota; Fungi; Ascomycota; Sordariomycetes; Glomerellales; Glomerellaceae
Product: Putative glycosyltransferase 2, nucleotide-diphospho-sugar transferase
Exons: 3
Coding region: 299-2830 (843 amino acids)
Source: RefSeq, a predicted model, not a curated record
ACUUUCUUCCCUUUACAUCACCCACCACACCCAACCCACAUUCGUUUUUACAACAACCCUUCAGUCUUUGAACUGAACUUGGCGGGAGAGAGAGAGAGAACAAGAAGGAAAAGAGAGAAGGGAGACCGAGACGCGCGGGCACCACCAUCGUUUCUGUUUUACCCGUGACCAGCCUCUUGCGCACAUUCGAGCGUCCUCGGCAGACACGCACACACACACACAAACACACACACUGAGUCCACCCUAGACACGCUAUUCACUCGUUCAUUCCAACCGUCGGUUGGGCAACACGGCAGCCAUGAUGAGGGGACACGGCGGCCAGCAGGGCCAGGGUCAACCUGAGGGGGAAAUGGUGGAAAUCGACGUUCUUCAAGGCCAUCACCACCCUCACCAGCACCAAUAUCAGCCGCCGUACCAGAACGGCCAGCAGCAGAACCAGUACCAAGAACAAUACCAGGAGUACUCGCAGAACCCCUACGACAACACUCACAACGGCCACAACCCGUACGAGACCGAUCCCAGCUACGCCGGCCAGGAGGCCUACGGACGCGCCCUGACGAACAACGCGAACUCGCCGUACCAGCAGCAGCAGGACCAGUUUCAUCAGCAGCAGCAACAGCAGCAGUACCAGCAGCCGCACGCCGUUUCCGCCGGGGACGACUACGGCCCUCCCGGCUGGGCGAAUCGUCACUCGAUUGGCAUGGCUGGCGCACCUUCGAUCGGCCCGUCUAUCUCGGGCAUGGACACGCCCGUCGACUCGAGAGCCGCGACGCCGACACUCAAGAGCGGCAUGCAGACGCCGUUCGACGGCGACCAUCUGCCUCCGCCGAGGCAUCCGUGGUCGACGGAUUCCACGCCCAACAGCCCAAUGAACCAGAGCCAUCAGAGCUUGCAGAACCUCCUCCCCGGCCAGGCUUCUCCCGUGCUCGCCAAGGAAUGGGUCGAGGGCAGCGACCAGAUCGCGCGGCUUCACAAGCGUGACGACUCGGACAUCUGGAAGGGCUGGAAGCGACACGUCUUCCGGCUGGUGCCUCUGCUGACGAUCCUCGCGACGGGCAUGUACCUCGUCUACCUCGGCCUCCGCAUCUACUGCGUCAUCUCGGCGCAGAACCUGGCCAAGGAGAUCUACGCGCAGGCCUGGGUCUUCAUCGCCGUCGAGGUCGCCGUCGCUAUCCCGUCCAUCAUGCACAACAUCUGGACCAUGUGGUCCAUGAAGAAGCGCCAGCGCCCUAAGUUGAGGCUCAUGGGCGACGAGGUGCCCACUGUCGACGUGCUGCUGACGUGCUGCGGCGAGGAGGACGACCUGGUGCUCGACACGGCCCGCGCCGCCUGCGACGUCGACUACCCGCGGGACCGCUUCCGCGUCAUCAUCUGCGACGACGGCAAGUCCUCCGGGCUCGAGGCCGGCAUCGCCGCCCUGGCCAUGACCUACCCGAACGUCUUCUACCUGGCCCGGCCCAAGUACCCCGGCGUGCCUCACCACUUCAAGGCCGGUAACCUCAACUACGCCCUCGACUACGUCCACACAAUGCCCGGCGGUGCUGGCCAGUUUAUGGCUGCUCUCGACGCUGAUAUGAUCCCUGAGCGCGACUGGCUCCGUGCCAUCCUGCCUCACAUGCUCAUCGACCCCAAGGUGGCCCUCGCGUGCCCCCCGCAGCUGUUCUACAACACGCCGCCGUCCGACCCCCUGGCGCAGUCGCUCGACUUCUUCGUCCACGUCAUCGAGCCCAUCAAGGACGCGCUCGGCGUCGCCUGGUGCACCGGUUCCGGCUACUGCGUCCGCCGCGAGGCCCUCGACGAGAUCGGCAACUUCCCGCUCGGCUCCCUCGCCGAGGACGUGGCCACGUCGACCCUGAUGCUCGGCAAGGGCUGGAAGACGGCGUACAUCCACGAGCCCCUGCAGUUCGGCACCGUCCCCGAGGACUACGGCGGCCACCUCAAGCAGCGCACCCGCUGGGCCAUCGGCACCGUCGACACCUCGUUCAAGCUCAACUUUUGCCUCUACGGCGAGAAGGUGAAGCAGAUGACGACGGCCCAGCGCUUCUCGGGCUUCCUGUACGCGACGCUGUCGCUGUACACGAUCCUCCUGACGCUGUCCAUGUUCGCCAUCCCCAUCAUCCUCGUCAUGGGCAAGCCGCUGGUGGCCUACGCCAACUACGAGCAGCUCCGCUGGCUGAUCCGCGCGUGCUUCGCCGCCACCAUCACCAACCGCCUCUGCGAGUUCGCCCUCUUCAUCCCGGCGGGCUACCACACGGGCCAGCGCGGGUCGCGCUACCAGCUCUGGAUGUCGCCCUACAUCGCCCUCUGCAUCAUCCGGUCCUUCAUCCUGCCGACCUGGCUCGGCGGCCAGACGCAGGCCUUCAAGCCCACCGGCUCGCUCGGCUCCGCCCUCAACGAGCGCGACCCCAAGACGCGCAAGGGCAUGUUCCGCCGCCUCUGGGGCGUGCUUAUCAACUACAUGGCCAUCUUCCACCUCGCCUUCGUCUACCUGACCCUCGUCGGCGUCGUGCUGACGUCGUACCGCUGCUUCUACGUCAACGACGACCUGCGCGACACCCUCAUGUGCCUCAUCACCCACGCCUUCUGGCCGCCCCUGACCUUCAUCUUCAUCUGCAGCUCGCUCUGGACCCCCAUCGCCUACGCCAUCGACCCGCCCAACAUGCCCGAGCGCGAGCAGCUGCUCGACCGCGACCCCAAGACCUUUGUCGCCCACCCGUCCAAGCAGAGCAAGAAGAUCGCCUUUGGCGGCCAGGCCGCCUGGUUCGAGACCGAGCUGACCGUCACCACGGGCUACACCAUCCUCGUCUUUGUGCUCUCAUUCAUCUACUAAAGAUUGUUUUGCUCCAUUACUAUUGUUUUUUUUCCAUCUCGAAUUGUGGAAUGGAGACUUGGGGGGAUUUUGUUAUCCGCUCUGUUUCUCCAACACUCUGGCAUAUCAGGGCGCAGACACAGGCUCAGGGGGCCCUCCCCUCGCAGUAGCGAUUUUGAAAUACACGCACAGCCGACACCCGCAGACACUCAUACACACAAACACACUCUCACACACACACAUAACUACAAACACACAUCACAGACGUACAAAAAGAUGACUGUUACGAUAAUGUAAUGCCUGUAACUACUGCACAUAGAUCAGUAUAGAAUUACGCACAACGUACUACGGGCGGGGGAUGCGGAGGGAGGCGGCGCAAGAAACCACACACAGAUUUCAAUCCCUGCUGGAUAACGGGCCAGAAGGAAAACGGGGUUUCACACAGCAUCAUUCAUAUUCUUCAUCUCGCUAUAUCGAAUACAUUGAAAAAAAAAUUAUUCAUAAACCUUGCCGCUCCUCCUUUGUGAAGAUGGGGUGUAGUGAGUGUAGCCUGAUCCGGACUGGAAUUUGGCAUCUCGAUUCUUCACAUAAGCAACUCACACCAGUUUCAGUCAGGGGCGCACUCCUGUUUUCUCCCGGGAAAAAUCUCCCUGGAACUGGUUGGUGAGCGAGCCCCGGUUGUCCAAUAAGCUAAGUUGCAAGCUUCAUUCUCUCUCUAUCCCUCUCUCUAUCUCUCUCUCUCUCUAUCUCCCCUUUCUUCUCCCAUCGGAUAAUGGGCAGCCCUUGGCGUCAAACGUGUACCUAAGCCUGUCCCUUCUGUGGCGCCGCGGGAGGCUGGGACCCAAGACAGGAAUCGUCACUAGAGCCAAUGUCUCUCGUUCGUCAUAGGCGCAAGCCCCGUCGUGCCAUGUCUGGGGCGUGGAUGCGCCCCCUUGGCAUGUUCGGCUGUUUCUGAAGGCGCGCGGACACACGAACGCCGAUCCGGGUGUUGGAUCACAGUUUCUUGUCCAGUCAAGCCAGCACACGGAUACCCAUCUCUCUUCUCGUCAUUGUCUUUCUUUUCAUUUCUUCCCCCCGCCGUGCGGCUUGUGGCACAGUGAAUUGGUCCUGUUGCGUUCUGCAGAGGCUGUCAACUUGCUGACGCUGAGCAUGCAGACUGAUAAGAAGACAGACAUGGCGACGGGGCUUGGCGGGCACCAGCUGCGGCGGUGCUGCUGUGGUGUGAUGGUUGCACCGUAUCCGUAUCUCUCUUUGCGGUAAGUAUCUGUUAAUCCACCAAAGUGCCAACGGCGCGCGCUCUCUCUCUCUUCAUGGUUGGAUUCCAACUUCUCCUCGCCUCUUCCGCAUUCAGUUCACGCUCCCUCCAUCCUAUCCUCGAGUCCCUCUCCUCCCUUUGCCCUUUGCCCUUUGCCUUCCCGGCUUUGCCGCGAGGUGGGCGCCCGGUGGAGUUCUCCUCCAUCGGUGUAACCCCCUUCUUCCCCCCCGGGCGCCCGGCCCCGUCCGCAGCCCAGCUCAAAGCACCGCAAUGAUGACCGUGACGAAUAAUGACCAAAGGGAAAAGCAAAAUGCGUGGCAGGGCAGAAAGCGACAUUCCCUCGGCUCCCUGAGAUGAUGUUCCCUCGGCUUGCUCCCCGCCCCCCUCGUCAAGACUCUCUCAACAAGACGUGUGUGCGCUAAACGUGUCAAACACAC